GAUCUUCUGUCGAUUCGUGAUGAGCGAACAAAAUUUUUAGAAACGAAGCGUGAAAGUUUAGAGCGUGAUCAAGAAAGACUAAAGGCAUCAAGAAAAACAUUAGAAGAUAAUACGGCAAAAUUUGCUGAAACG
Racocetra fulgida is the source of this 132-nucleotide messenger RNA. NCBI's taxonomy places the organism in Eukaryota, Fungi, Glomeromycota, Glomeromycetes, Diversisporales, Gigasporaceae. The record is from the annotation of a GenBank genome assembly.